CCCCAAGAGCUCUGUGGAAGAGCUGUGUGAGUCUAACUCUGACGGGGCCUCUCCAGCCGCCCUGGAGAGCCGGACCAGUGACGCAACACUGGAAGAAACCGAGAAUGCUCAAACCGGUGACGGCAAGUCCAAAAAGAAAGCCAACAAAUUGAAGGAAGGCUGGUCUAAAAUCCUUGACAAGAUGAAAUCAAAGAAAGAUAAAAGGAAGAAGAUGAAGAAAAAGGAGCAGGUGCUGGUGGUCAGAGCCAAGUCUAUCCAGGAUUGUCCAUCAAAGGAAAGUGAAGGUAGUAGCCGGGAGAGCUCCAUCCAGAGCCAGCAGGACCCCGAUAGCGUAAGGACACUGUACCAGAUAGAGCAGGAGGAUGGUGAUCUGGAGAGCUACUUGACCAGCGUACAAGAAGAAAUGAUGGAAUUCAAGCUGUCAUAUGAGAUGUGGCGGGUUGGCCACUGGGCUGUCAGCGUCCCUCAUAUGGAGAGGGAAAACGAGGAGAUGUGUUUUACAGUUCACCUAGAAGAGAGGGAUAACCCUGAGAACCUUCACUGGGAUGUAAAGAAGACCCAGACGGACAUCAUUCAUUUCCGCAACCUAUGGCAGGACUCUGCUAAUUUACCCUCCCUAUCCGUGUUAGAGGCAAGCACUGAGUGUAACAGCGAGGAUUUUAGAGAAACCAAAACGUCCCUCAAGGUCUUCUUACAGGAGCUGGUCUCUGAUGCUCUGAUGGGCCACACUCAGCCAGUGUUUCAGUUUCUGUGUCCUCUGGACAAGCUGCUGAGUGAAGAGGAGCAUGUGGGGGGAGUGUGGGGUCUCCUCAGUGGCCUGGCCUACUUCCUGUCUCCAGGGCAAGAGGAAGAUGAGGACAAGCACAACACUCUUCAAAGAGGGACCAAAUCAGAUGAUUCCAACACAACUGAGAAUGCAGACUCAACUGCAACUGAGAAGCUGAAUGAAAACAUUGGUGAUACAAGUGAUGGUUCUCCUUCAGAACCAAGUCCCAUUGAGUGCUGCAGAGGUAAAGCGAUGGUGCCAGUAGAGAAAUCAGACUGUUUGGUUAAUGCAGGCAAAACCAAGGACAAAAAAGAGGAAUCUGAGAACCCUGUAACUUCUCACCUGAAGAUGAUCAACAAAAAACUAUCCAGAUCAGAGGAGUGUCUGGCCCAAACAAAAUCAGACAACCCUGACGACCAGACCGACUCUGUCUGUAGGCCGCGACAUUUCAGUCAAAAUGGAGGCUCGCAAUAUGACCUCACUGACAGUCCGUCAUGGUGUUAUUUAGUUGGAAAGUCAAAUAAAAAGGAUAAACUCACUUUCAAAAUGUCAGGAGGGAUCCACAGGAGUAGAGGAAAGGACAUGGGGAGUCAGUCAAAAUUAGAAGACUCGCAGUGUUUGAAAAAGAACCAAUCCAGCUGGGAGCAAAUGGAAGCAACCAAAGCCAUUUUUGAUUUGUUGAAAGCAAUAUCUGGUAAUUCCAUCCUCCUGAACAUAUUUGAUGCGAUUCUGAAACCCUUCAUGCCGAUAUUGAAAAAGAAAGUGAAAAGCUUCUUGAAUAAGAUGAACCCAACGGAUGCCCAGAUGGCCUCCUAUAUCGAUAACCUAUGUGACAAACAGUGGCCUGAGGGCUCGCCAGAGGUGACCAGACCUAAACCCCACCGCAACAGUCAGGAAAAAAACGAGACCAAAGACCGAGCUCAGCACCUCAUCAAUGCCAGAUAUUCAAACUAUUUAAUCUUGAAGAAGACUGAUAUGGAGACAGUGUUUAAGCUCUUCCAGGACAGUGAAGAAAACAAGAAGCUGGUCUAUAUGCUGCUUUCAUUCCUUUUGAGAGAGCUUCUGCCGGGUGAGGAUGCCCUUAAUGUGAGUGCCAUAAACCUGCAGAAAGUGAACGCCAACUAACUCAUUUUAAGAUGUUCACAGGUCAUGCUUUUAAAUUAACUGUAGUUCUGAUGUUUUAGAAAAUUAAACAAUUUAUUUGAUUGGUUGUCAUGCCUUAACAGUCCCAUUUAAGUCUACACUUGGUGGGAGUAUUAUAAUAAAGAAAUCUUAUGAUACAUUUCCAGAGAAGUAUAUUUGACCUCAUACAUUAAACAUGCUGUGAAUCAUGCCUAUUAUUUAAAAUGUAUCAUAUGUUGACGUGUUAUGUAUUUGGCAAUAUCAGCACACUAAUGUGAGGUUAUUCAAGUUAAAACAUCCUCUACCGGUGUAGAAAAUAUAAACAUUUGCUAUCAAGAUGGUAACGAUGUACUCCAUUGUCAAUCUCAGAGGGGGCAUACAUGUACUUUGAUUUCACUGGUAGGGACACACAGAGCACUUUGAAUAAAAUGUUGAAGUUUUGACCUAAAGGGUUUUGAGCAUUUUGAGCACAUUCAUAGUUGAUGGGGGGUAUGUGUUAAAUAAGAAGCUUUUGAGGAAAGUUGUUAAUAUUUUGUUAUUGGGUUUUGAGAAUUUCCAGUAAUUACACACACCUGCCUUCUAAAAGAAAGCUUACAAGACACUGAAUGUGAAAAUUAAGUGCCUUGUUAAUAAAGCUAUUUUAUAUAUACAUAUUAGAUUUUCCUUGCUUCUUUGGCUGUGUUUAUACAGCAAGCCCAAUUCUUUUUUUAAAAUCUUUUUUUUUUUACCAAUUGGCCUUUGACCAAUCAGAUCAGCUCUGAAAAAAGAGCUGAUGUGAUAUAAUUGGUCGUAAGACCAAAUCAUGGAGAGAAAAAAGUCAGAAUUGGGCUGCCUGUGUUAACACAGCCUCAGACAUAUGCCUGGUAUGCUUUAGAUUGUGUGGUAGGUAUAUUCUGUCUUCUGAUUCUUCCAGUCCUGCCAUAUGGGAUUAAUGAGUUUUAACGAGUUUCUCUAUGUUCAUGUUCACAAAAAAAAAUUGAUCAUUAAAGUAACUGUUUAGCGUUUCCAGAUGUCUAUGAAAUAGAACCU
This is a messenger RNA of Oncorhynchus gorbuscha (pink salmon), 2917 nucleotides long. RefSeq lists its product as uncharacterized. The transcript is spliced from 12 exons. Gene Ontology annotation, cellular component: early endosome membrane; intracellular membrane-bounded organelle. NCBI's taxonomy places the organism in Eukaryota, Metazoa, Chordata, Actinopteri, Salmoniformes, Salmonidae. Bases 182 to 1891 code for a protein of 569 amino acids. The record is from RefSeq and is a predicted model, not a curated record. Gene Ontology annotation, molecular function: phosphatidylinositol binding.